AUGAUUCGACGUGGGGAAAUGAGACGUCUGCCCCCACCUUCUCCUCAAUAUGGGCGUUCAUCCGAGACUUAUCGUAUUGUUUUCUUUUUCAUCACUCGAACACACAUUACGGCAGAUAUCGCCAUCGGUAUCCGCCUCAACUGUCUCCAAGCCAAUAGACCGUCAACGGUUUCCCUCUGUCUGAUAUCGAGCCGAGACAACGGUUACACGGAAUUCAGGAACCAAACUCUUGCCGUGCGUCGUUCAAUAUUUGGGCGACACCCGACAUCGUCGUCGUCGUCGUCGCAGGGCUCUUCAGGCUGCGAAUCAGCGAAUCAGAAGUGCGAAUGGGAGCACGUUUCUUGCUCUGCUCUGCUCGCAAGCGAAAGUGAUAUUUUAGUCUCGCGGGAGAUCAACUCCCUUGUUGAUCAGGGUGCUAAGCGAAUUGCACGUGCAGCCAACAAGGAGCAAAUGCAGGUCAACCGUCCAGACAUGCGAGACGGCGGCCCACCGCGAUCUCACCAACCAUGGGCCAAUGCCGAAAACAGUAGCAUCACACGUGCCCCCUCUGGCCUGCGAUUCGUCGUCGUCCUCGUCCUCCUUUCCUUCCCUUUGCAAUCCCUUCUCGGUACAGUACCCUGGCCAGAGGGGGCCGGAGGUGAUGGACGGGGGUGGUGACGGCCCAGUCGUGAGGCAGCGCGGGGCUAGACAGACUGAACAUCCCAGAGGCAACCUGGCCACCCGGGAACCAGGAACAAGAAUAAGCGUCCGCGCUGGUCAGGGCUGGUCGGGGCUGGGACAGGACAGUACGGAGGCAACAACGGCUCGAGAAUGAGAAUGGGCGAAUGGUGGCGCCGGCCGCUACUGGCUGGCUGGUGUCAGUGUCAAAAAUGAGCCGAAGUCCCC
This is a messenger RNA of Mollisia scopiformis, 885 nucleotides long. RefSeq lists its product as uncharacterized. The record is from RefSeq and is a predicted model, not a curated record. Bases 1 to 657 code for a protein of 218 amino acids. NCBI's taxonomy places the organism in Eukaryota, Fungi, Ascomycota, Leotiomycetes, Helotiales, Mollisiaceae. The transcript is spliced from 2 exons.